AUGUCGGCUUACCGCAUCAAGAAGAAGCGGCCUAGGACUCCUCCGCCAGAGGAGGCGCCUUCGAUCACAGAGGAUAGCCCUGCUGCUUCGGGGUGGCGGGAGAGCCCAAAGGGCGGUGCGGCGCUGCACGGGCUCUGCGCCAUCAAGACGCCCCUCAGAGCGGAGCUCUGCGCGUCGCUCCCGGCGGCAGAUUGGUGGACGGUGUCGGACGCGCUGCAGGCGUGCGGCGGGUCGGCGGUGGGGCUGUGGAUCGACCUGACAAACACGCGGCGGUACUACGAGCCGCGCGAGCUGCCCCAGUCUGUUCGCUACCUCAAGUUCCAGACGGCUGGCCACGGUCUCAUCGAGGAGCAGGCGCGAAUGAACGCCGCUGGAGCGGACGCAGUCCGCAGGGGCCUCCCGUCCGAGGAGGUGGCCAAGGCGGAGAAGGCGGCCUCUGCUGCGGCGCGCGUGGUGGUGCACUGCACGCACGGGCUCAACCGGACCGGCUACGUGGUCGCCACCGCGCUCUGCCGGCUCGAGCCGCACAUUCCGCUCGGGGAGGCGCUCGCCGCAUUCAGCGAGCAGCGGCCGCCAGGCCUCUGGAGAGAGCAGUACGUGCGCGCGCUGCACGACACGUACGGCGGCGCCAUCCCGCCCCUCCCGCCGCCGCCCUCCUGGGAGCACGAGGGGCGGAAAUGA
This is a messenger RNA of Emiliania huxleyi CCMP1516, 681 nucleotides long. RefSeq lists its product as hypothetical. The record is from RefSeq and is a predicted model, not a curated record. The coding region runs from base 1 to 681 and encodes 226 amino acids. NCBI's taxonomy places the organism in Eukaryota, Haptophyta, Isochrysidales, Noelaerhabdaceae. Gene Ontology annotation, biological process: dephosphorylation; 7-methylguanosine mRNA capping. Gene Ontology annotation, molecular function: mRNA guanylyltransferase activity; phosphatase activity. The transcript has 5 exons.